CAAACAUUUAUUCCUGGAAAAGUCGCUGAAGAUAAAGGAAAAAGAAAAAAGAAAAGGUUAAAUUUGCUUACUAUCAUCUUCCCUGCACACAGAGUGAUUCUUGAUUCUUGAAAUUUCACAAAAAUGAAAGUUUCCUUUUUUCUCUUGUUGAUGCUAUUGUCGGUAGUGCAAGGAUUAGAUCUUAAUCUCUGCCGGCCAGAAAGGUGUGGUCGCGGCCCAAUCGUCCGAUUCCCAUUCCGACUUAGAGAGAAACAGCCAGAGCACUGUGGCUACCCUGGAUUUGAAUUAUCUUGCAAGGAAGACGAACAUACAGAGCUACAACUACCAAAUUCUGUGAAACUCUAUAUCCAAACAAUUGAUUAUGUGGCUCAGGAGCUUUCUGCUUCUGAUCCAUCUGAGUGCUUUGCAAGAAACGCCAAAGCCUUCCAUUUAUAUACUCAUAAUUUUGAAUUCCCAAGAGCGUAUUCGAUCGAUAAUUAUGCUUUGUUCAAUUGUUCACUGGGAAACAGAUAUUCAUCUGACUUAGUGAGUUGCCUCGGUGUUCCAGGCUCUUAUGAAGUUUAUGCCUUUGCGGCCGACAAUCGCAUUGAUGACUUGCCUCUGACUUCUUGUAGAAAGAUGUAUAAUAUUUCAUCAGUUCCAAGUGAAAUAUUCGACAACACAAAUUCUAUUACUUUGACUUGGUCAAAAAAAAUGUCGAAAUGUCGAUCCUGUGAAAUACAGGGGGGAUGUUGUGGCUGGAAGGAUAAAAACAUUGCAUGUUUUGACAACUUUCAUAACAGAAAAUUAGGUACCUUGUCAAAGACAAAGAUUGCAUGUGAAGUCCUGGGUCCGUUUUUGCUGGUACUAGCGGCUGCAUCGCUCUUCCAUGUCUACUGGACUAAUAGAAAGGAAAAGGAAUACUUGGAGAAAUUUUUGGAAGAUUACAGAGCUCUCAAGCCCACAAGAUACUCAUUUGCUGAUCUAAAAAGGAUUACAAAUCAGUUCAAGGAUAAAUUAGGCCAAGGAUCAUAUGGCACUGUGUUUAAAGGAAAGAUUUCAAAUGAAAUUUAUGUAGCUAUAAAGAUCCUGAACAAUUCAAUAGGAAAUGGAGAGGAGUUCAUUAAUGAAGUAGGAACGAUGGGAAGAAUCCACCAUGUUAAUGUUGUUCGCUUAGUUGGAUUCUGUGCAGAUGGUUUCAAAAGAGCUUUGGUUUACGAGUUCUUACCAAAUGAAUCAUUAGAGAAAUUCAUAUUUUCAAGUAAGUUUCUGGGUUGGGAGAAGCUUGAAGAGAUUGCACUUGGUAUAGCCAGAGGGAUUGAAUAUCUUCAUCAGGGGUGUGAUCAGCGAAUCCUCCAUUUCGAUAUAAAACCUCAUAAUAUUCUGCUAGAUGAUAAUUUCAAUCCAAAAGUUUCUGAUUUUGGACUAGCAAAGCUAUGUUCGCUGGGUCAAAGCUCUGUAUCGAUGACUGCAGCUAGAGGAACUAUGGGUUACAUUGCACCUGAAGUUUUCUCUAGAAAUUUCGGGAAUGUGUCUUAUAAAUCAGAUGUUUAUAGCUUUGGAAUGGUGUUGUUCGAAAUGGUUGGAGGAAGGAAAAACAUAGAUGCUAAUGCAGAGAAUGAUAGUCAAGUGUUCUUUCCUGAAUGGAUAUACAAUCAAUUGGAAAAAGGUGAGGAACUAAGAAUCCGAAACGAAGAACAAGGUGAUAGUAAAAUUGCAAAAAAACUUACAACUGUUGCAUUAUGGUGCAUUCAGUGGUACCCAGUAGAUCGUCCAUCGAUCAAAAGAGUUGUUCAAAUGUUGGAAGGGGAAAGAGAGAAUAUACCAAUGCCUCCAAAUCCUUUUGCUUCUGCAGGUUCCGCGAAAAUGAAUGUAGGUACGCGUGGGAGACGCAUACACCAGGAGUUAGAAGUUAUCUCUGAAGUAGAGUGAUAAUUCAUUCAUCUUCAUGUUGGAAUGUCUGAGAUUUCUCCAUAGAUAUCUUUUCCAGGAAUUAUGAUGAUAAAAUCUAAUGUGUGUAUGUUUUUAAGUUCAGGAAUGUUAUCAAUUAAAAAAUAAAUAGUUUAAUUGUUGUUUCGGGCAUCUAUUAUACUGUUCUUAUCUAUGUAAUCUGCUGCCAAAUAAAGCAAUUUCUGGCCUCUGGUGUGGAUAA
This is a messenger RNA of Jatropha curcas, 2131 nucleotides long. RefSeq names its product rust resistance kinase Lr10. Gene Ontology annotation, biological process: protein phosphorylation. Gene Ontology annotation, molecular function: polysaccharide binding; protein kinase activity; ATP binding. NCBI's taxonomy places the organism in Eukaryota, Viridiplantae, Streptophyta, Magnoliopsida, Malpighiales, Euphorbiaceae. The record is from RefSeq and is a predicted model, not a curated record.